This is a messenger RNA of Gadus morhua (Atlantic cod), 3102 nucleotides long. Its product is annotated as NXPE family member 3. NCBI's taxonomy places the organism in Eukaryota, Metazoa, Chordata, Actinopteri, Gadiformes, Gadidae. The record is from RefSeq and is a predicted model, not a curated record. Bases 181 to 1938 code for a protein of 585 amino acids. The transcript is spliced from 6 exons.
CUUCAAUGAUUAAUUUGAUUCGUUGGACUGAAGAGACGCUUUACCUGCAGCAGAGCUUCCAGACAGGACAGGAACAGAUCAAACAACCGUAUUAAUUUGUGGUAACAAAACCAUCUAGCAGCACUUCCUGUUUAUUUGGACACAUAAACAGGCUCUGACCCUACAACCAUCACAACCACCAUGUUGACCGAUAAACACGAAGCGGCAGCUAACCCUGGGCAACCGAAGGGGGACCCCGUGAGUCGACUUCUGUCCAGGCGUGCCCUCAUCUUCUUUCUCCUCGCACUCUCUGGUCUCAUCUUCCUGUUACGCAACAUUCUCACUCUGGAGAACCUGAGCUACAACACCGCGUCUAUGCUUUUUCAGCCCCAGAACAGCAGCCACCCUGCCUUAGCCCAGAAGGGACCCCUCCCUCCGUACAAGAACCACACCAUCUGCAGCCACCUGCAGCCCACCCCCGACGAAGCCCUGGAGGACCGCGCCCUCCUCGACGCCAUCGUCUGGCCCAAGCCCCCCGCCCCCGCGUCCCUCCACCAGACCAGUGACCCCGUCCACAGCCUGUUCGCCAUUCUGCCCUCCAAGGGCGGGAGGGAGCGGCGUGUGGGGGACCAGCUUGAGGCCCUGGUCCAGAUGCAGGACUUCCAGGGCCGUCCCAAGCACUACGGGGGGGACUUCCUGGUGGCACGGCUGCACUCCCCGGAGCUGGGGGCAGGAGUGGCGGGCACGGUGGUGGACCACCUCAACGGCUCCUACUCGGCGCUGUUCCCCCUGCUGUGGGAGGGUCCGGCCCAGGUGACGAUCACUAUGGUGCACUCCAGCGAGGCGGUGGCCGUGCUGCAGCGGCUCCGGGAGCAGCGGUCCGACCGCUUCUUCUUCCGGAGUCUGUUUCGCUCGGGCAAGCUGUCUGAGAACACCGUGUGCAACAUGUGCCUGCCGCACAAUCGGCCGCAGGAGCCGCUGUGCAACUACACAGACCUCCACACCGGGGAGCCCUGGUACUGCUUGAAGCCCAAGCGGCUGAGCUGUGACACCAGGAUCAACCAUUUCAAGGGAGGCUACAAGAAGGACCUCGUCACCAACAAAGAAGCGCUGCUCUUUCAGAGCCGUGUAAACAUCAAGGUUGUCAUCCAUGCGUCAGGACCUGAUCGGAUAGACGUGCUUCCAAGGAAGAUAGAUAACCGAGAGUUAGAAAACCGCAGCAUCAAACCAGGGCCGGUCAAGUACAAUCCUGCUGGGUAUUACUACAAAGGCUCCUGGAGGUUAUUCGAUGGAACACCUGUUCGCCAGUUUGACGCCAAAUCGAUCACCCAGUGCCUGACUGGCAAGGUGAUGAAUAUGUACGGAGACUCCACGAUGAGGCAGUGGUUUGAGUACCUCAGAGCGUUUGUACCAGAGUUCAACCUGCGCAGCCCAGCGCAGGCAGGGCCCUUCAUGGCGGUGGACUGUAAACACAACAUCCUGUUGAAGUACCACUGUCACGGCCCGCCCAUCGGCUUCUCCACCGUCAGAGCCAGCGAGCUCCGCUAUGUGGCCAACGAGCUGGACCGCUUGCCUGGAGGCCCCAACACCGUGGUGGCUCUCAGCCUCUGGGCCCACUUCAGCCCCUACCCCGUGGAGGUAUACAUACGCCGCAUGCGGCACAUCCGCCGGGCGCUGGAACGGCUCCUGGUCCGGGGCCCCGGCACCCUGGUGAUCAUCCGCUCACCUAACUUAAGGGCCCUGGACAAGGAGAGGAGCCUGAACCACAGCGACUGGUUCUCGCUGCAGCUCGACAGGGUUCUCAGGAACAUGUUCAUGGGCCUGGCUGUUGUGUUUGUGGACGCCUGGGAGAUGACCUUAGCCCAUCAUAGCGCCCACAAUAUCCACCCGCCCCCGGACAUCAUCAAGAACAUGAUCAGUCUCAUCCUGACUCAGGUGUGUCCUGCAAAGAAGAGCUAGUGGCAAAGGCAAGGCAAGGCAACUUUAUUUAUAUAGCACUUUUCAUACACAAGGCAGACUCAAAGUGCUUCACAUAUAAACAUUGUCAUACAAUAAAAUAAAAUAAUAGAUAAGUAAAAGAAAAACAUAUGCAAAGAAAUGGGUAAAAUAGAAAAUUAAGGCAAAGUUAAAAAAGCUUUUUAGAAAGUGCAAUGUAUUUAAGAUUUAGCAGAAAGCUAUAGCAAACAUAAAAGUCAAAGAAAGAAAGAAGGAAAGUUGGAAGAGGCGUGCCGUCCUAGUGCUUGCAACAUCGUUGGGUUAUCCUGAUUCUCUUGCCAUGAACAAGUUACUUGUUACUCUUUAUAAAGGGGUAUUUAUUUUUAUACGAGGAGCUUUGCAUAAAGAGGCCUUUAUGUAAAGCUCCAUGAACUGGAUUCAAAUAGACCUGAUUGUGGAGCAGGUAGGCGUUGAGCACCAUCCUUAAGGAUGCCUACAGGUAGGCUCAGGACAUUGGAGAUUGAACGCAGUAUCAUCGACACCCUCGCCACUAUUAUUUUUCACCCCAGUUGACAAACCAAUUGAGUCAUCAUGUGAAGGUGCCAUUCCAUUAUCCACUUUCAUCGUUAUCCUGCCUCUACCAAUUAGCUCAUCCACAUUAUGAGUUCCCAGCAAGGGGAGGCCUUGCCCAACCGUUAAAAACGUUUUUCUUGGAUCGCUCUCUCUCUCUUUGGUCUGUCGAUGAUAACCCUGCUUGUUCUGAAUUACUAGCUUAUUUGUUAUCAUAUAUAUAUAUAUAUAUAUAUGCAUAUAUAUAUAUAUAUAUAUGCAUAUAUAUAUAUAUGUAUUCCGCUCUACCCCCUACCUGCGUCUAUUGUCAACCGUGUGUUCCUGUUAGCCUGAUCCUUUGUCAAUUCUUUGCUGCCACCUUGCAGAUCAGGAGUGUCACUACAAACAGUACUUUUGGAUUAGUUUAGGGUGGAGAAGGUAACUCCACGUAUGGUCUACAUAGCAGCUCGAGCGCUUUGCCUUCCUUUGUUAGCUGCUAGUUUAGCUGUUUUGUUUGGUUAUUUUCUUUGACAAUACACGAGUUCCAAGACCCUGUUGCAUGUUUUGCGGUUUCUUACUUUUUCUGUGUUUUAUGUUCAUCUGUUCUCUGAUGGCUUGGUAAACACACUUUCCCCAUCA